This is a messenger RNA of Ictalurus furcatus (blue catfish), 792 nucleotides long. It is a transcript of the gene sub1a, whose product is annotated as SUB1 regulator of transcription a. Gene Ontology annotation, molecular function: DNA binding; transcription coactivator activity. Lineage: Eukaryota; Metazoa; Chordata; Actinopteri; Siluriformes; Ictaluridae. Bases 152 to 535 code for a protein of 127 amino acids. Gene Ontology annotation, biological process: positive regulation of transcription initiation by RNA polymerase II. The transcript has 5 exons. Gene Ontology annotation, cellular component: nucleus; transcription regulator complex. The record is from RefSeq and is a predicted model, not a curated record.
GGGGGAAAUGGCCAUUACGUUCUAUGUAGUGCACUAUUCUGUCGAACAGGCGACCAUUUUGGAUUACGUUUAGUGGCUUCGCAGAAACACCGCCGUUUCCACCGAGAGAUCUUCCGUUCAACACGACACAUUCUGUUUUCUAACUAGCGCCAUGCCUAAAUCAAAGGAAGUGCUGUCUUCAACAUCCACCAGUGAUUCAGAUAGCGAAGCUGACACGAAGGCCAAACGGAAGAAGCCAAUGACGGAGAAGCCAGCAAAGAAACAGAAGAGUGGGGAGUCAUCAAAGACGUCCAGUGCACCUAAAAGCGGCGGAAGCAGCGCCAAUAAAAAAGAUAACAUGUUCCAGAUAGGGAAGAUGAGGUAUGUGAGUGUGCGAGAGUUUAAAGGGAAAGUCCUCAUCGAUAUUCGCGAGUACUGGAUGGACCAGGAAGGUGAAAUGAAACCGGGAAAGAAAGGGAUUUCUCUGAACCCGGAGCAGUGGAACCAGCUGAAAGAGCAGAUCGACGAUAUCGACGACGCCUUGAGGAGAAUAUAAAAGCUGUUCACGAGACGUUCACGAACCCGUCUGCUUCUUUCCUCCGUCUGGAUUCCACUUACAUUUUCUAAGUCAGAUUAACAACCCUAGUAAUAAUAGUGUGAAUUUUCCGAUUAGGUUUUAGUGUCGUAUUUUUCUAUUUCUUUGUGUUUUUAUUCUACUGACGAAGCAACUGAAAGGCUACGCAUUGUUCUGGGUGGGUAUGGGUUUAACUUGUGCUCAUUUUUUACAAUAAACAUGAUGGGAAAACAAAUGUA